This is a messenger RNA of Fusarium pseudograminearum CS3096, 2013 nucleotides long. RefSeq lists its product as uncharacterized. The record is from RefSeq and is a predicted model, not a curated record. Gene Ontology annotation, molecular function: DNA binding; zinc ion binding. Gene Ontology annotation, biological process: DNA-templated transcription. Lineage: Eukaryota; Fungi; Ascomycota; Sordariomycetes; Hypocreales; Nectriaceae. Bases 1 to 2013 code for a protein of 670 amino acids. The transcript has 7 exons.
AUGUCUACACGGUCUAGCUCUACACGUCCGAACAAUGCUAGAAAGCGUGCUCCUAAAGCAUAUAUCAACAGCCUUCAAGAAAGGCUUGCCUCGUUGGAGAGAAAGGCAAAUCAGCAGGCUACUGGUCAAUCGAAAAACCCAGAGCUAGAUGAAUCAAUACAGGUGUCAGAUCUGAACAGCAACAUCCCAGAUCUUGUUGUCAAGGCCUCAGCUUCAAUAUCGCCUUAUGCAUCAGCCCAUACCCAAAGUCAUCAACAUAAUGCCCAAGGAAACGCACCUCUGAUUAAUCCCCUAGCUUUCCAUACCUACGACUUUGUCCCAGGUCUUAAAAGUCAUCUUCUCUUCAUGGGAACAUCGUCAAACUGGUCCUUCAAUAGAAGAGUUCUGACAAUGACACAUGAGCGCAUCAAGGGAACAGCUUUACCGACUCACAACCUGCAUUUUUCGGGACUUGAAGGAAAGAUAUUCGACUUCAAGUGGGAUGGGACGAGGAAGACACCUGGGGAAGCACCCGACAUGAGCUCACUUCCAACCAAAGACUUUGCCCUCUACCUCAUCAAUUCAGUCAAGUUCCACUGCGGAUGGCUAUAUACUCUGUUCGACGAAGACCUCUUCAUGGAACGAUUCCACCGCUUCCAUGAACAUCCUGCAGAGUACUCACGAGCCGAGCCUCUCUGGUUUGUUCAUUAUCUUCUCGUCGUAGCACUUGGAAAGGCCUUUGUGGUUCAGUCUACCAAAUCUAGACGUCCUCCUGGAGGUGACUUGUUCAUACAGGCUAUGAAGCUCAUGCCAGACUUUAGCUUCUUCGAAUGCAACAUCAUAGACGAGAUGCAAGUCCUCUGUUGCGCUGCCAUCUACCUACAUUCCGUUGAUCACAUUCAACAGGCCCACCGUCUGGUCUGCAAUGCUCUUCGUCAUGGUUUAGAACACGGAAUACAUACCGAAAUGCAAUCCACUGCUCUUGACAAAUCUUAUGUAGAUAAAUGUCGACAUAUGUUCUGGACCAUCUACAUCCUCGAACGUCAGAUGGGCUCUCUAAUGGGACUCCCAUUGAGUAUAUCUGACGAUGUUAUAAGCGCGCGUUUCCCGGCCUUUCCAGGACAGCCAGAAAAACUGGAGGCUCUCAAGAUACAUGUCGACUUUUGCAGAGUGCUUGCCAAGAUAGACCAGACUGUAUAUGGGCUCGAAGGAAAACUCGACAGUCGGUAUCUAGAAGCCACGCAAUCGGUACUCAAAAGUAUUGCUGUUGUAACAGAACGGCUUAAUAAAUCAUUUGAGAUCCAAUCAAGUGAAGGAAUGGCUGGCAUAUCACGAAUUUCAGCUCAUCUCCAUCUUCUACAGCACCAAUGCAUUAUUCUUACCACGAGGCCAUUACUCUAUACCUUUCUUCUUUCCAGGCUGGGUCAUCUCGAGGUAGCUCUGAUGCAUUGGCUACAGUCUGAGAGCGUAAUGGGUCUUGUCCAGAUGUGUACCGAGUCCGCUCAGCAGAUCCUCAGAAUUCUCUCGAGCCUGUCUGACCAGGGACUAUUAGAAACAUUUCUGCGGUUCGACCAUGAUGCAACCUUUACCGCUACUAUCGCACUACUCAUGGCAGCUGCGAUCGACUCGUCGCUGUUACCAGAUCAUUCUCCAUGGACACAACGCGCCUACGCCAUUUUUGACGAGAUGGGCUCUCGCGGUAACCCCGUAGCCAACAUGGUUGCAUCUGAACUUCAGCAAUUGGAAGGGUUACUCCAAGAGUUUCUCGUCCACAAUGAUUCAAGAACCUUGGUUGCAGCACAGAGCCAUGGCACUCCACGAGAAGGGCUAGCUGAUGAUACAGAUACAGCCGCAGCAACUAUUGCUGGGUAUAAUGAUCCGUUCAAUCUCGAUUCUGGUGAUGAAUUUGGGCUGGGGUUGAGCUAUGAGCUCAGUGCAGAGCAGCUGCUCAAUGUUGCGAAUUCUUUGGAUAUUGAUAGUUUGACAUGGCCAUGGCCUGAGGACCCGAUGGUAGAGGAUAUGGAGGGAUCUUAG